Molecule: messenger RNA, 1412 nt
Organism: Owenia fusiformis
Lineage: Eukaryota; Metazoa; Annelida; Polychaeta; Sabellida; Oweniidae
Source: the annotation of a GenBank genome assembly
AUCGCAAAUGUAAACUUCGAAAGAACUAGACGAGCUCUCUACAAAAAGUCAUAUAAAUACUGAAAUAUCUUUGAUGCAGAGUUAAACUCGUAGGAGUCCGAUUAACAAUACUAUUUACGUGGCAUGGAUAUAUUGCAUACAUUUUUCUCAUCGUAAUCAAACCGAAACCAUGUAUUGAAAAAUAAACAUAAUUUCUGGAUAUUUUCUUCAUUGAAAGGAAGAGCAAAUGAUAUGGCAUCUGCUAAGGUUUCGAAAGAAAAGUUAAGAAGGUCUGGCUCAUUGAAGAAAGAAAAGGAACCACCACCCUCUAUUAAGGCACCCACAGAUGACCAGUUUAAAUUGUCUGAUUUGGAUAUACUCGAAACACUAGGAACGGGUACUUUUGGCAGAGUUGUGCAGGCCAGACAUAAAAAGACAAAAGAUUAUUACGCUCUUAAAGUGAUGACAAUAUCAGAGGUUAUUCGAUUAAAACAAGUGGAACACGUCCUUAGUGAGAAAAAUGUACUUGCUCAACUUCAACAUCCCUUCAUAGUUACACUGUUUUGGUCGUAUCAUACAAACACCUUUCUUUACAUGCUACUGGAGUUCGUCCCAGGAGGCGAGCUAUUCUCAUAUUUACGGAACGCUGGACGUUUCAAUAGUGCGACAUCACAAUUCUAUUGUUGUGAAAUAGUUUGUGCGUUAGAAUACUUACAUAGUAAAUCGAUUAUAUAUAGAGACCUUAAACCAGAGAAUCUCCUACUAGAUCGAGAAGGACAUUUAAAAAUAACUGAUUUUGGAUUUGCGAAGGUGUUAAAGGACAGGACGUGGACUUUAUGUGGGACGCCCGAGUACCUGGCACCAGAAAUUAUCCAGAGUAAGGGCCAUAAUAAAGCAGUUGAUUGGUGGUCGCUAGGAAUACUACUCUACGAGAUGCUGAUUGGAUAUCCUCCAUUCUUUGAUGAUAAUCCAUUUGGUAUUUAUGAGAAGAUUCUUGCAGGGAAGAUAGACUGGCCAAGACACAUGGAUCCAGUAGCCAAAGAUCUGAUAAAGAAACUCCUGGUGCUUGAUAGAACUAAAAGACUAGGCAAUAUGAAGAAUGGUGCUGAGGAUGUGAAGAAACAUAAAUACUUUAAGAGUAUAACCUGGGAAGAUGUCAAAGCCAAAAAACUGAAGCCCGCUAUUAAGCCAAACAUCUUACAUGAAGGGGACUGCGGAAACUAUGCCCCUCAGGACUAUGUUAUGAGCAAAUAUGCUGAACAUUUUGAAGAUCUUGCCCCAAUAAUCCCGAAUAUUCUUCAUGAUGGGGAUGCGCAUAAUUUUGACGAAUAUCCUGAAAAUGACUGGCAAAAAUCAGCAGCUGUUUCCGCAGAGGAUCUGAAACCAUUUGUUGGAUUUUAAAAACCAUAGAUGUGCAUAUAAUAGAUUCAUGU